Camelina sativa (false flax) is the source of this 471-nucleotide messenger RNA. The record is from RefSeq and is a predicted model, not a curated record. Lineage: Eukaryota; Viridiplantae; Streptophyta; Magnoliopsida; Brassicales; Brassicaceae.
AAAAAAAAUGUUUUGGGUAUUACUAUUUUCAGGCCAACUUUUGUAAGAAUCUGCAAGAAAAAAUCGAUUGAAGGUUUUGAAUCACUUCCCUACGUGUCAGCGCUCUUCAGUGCGAUGCUAUGGAUUUACUACGCUAUGCAAAAAGAUGGAUCAGGCUUCCUUCUCAUCACCAUAAACGCUGUGGGGUGCUUCAUCGAAAUCAUCUACAUCAUCCUCUUCAUCACUUAUGCUAACAAGAAAGCUAGAAUAUCAACUUUGAAGGUUCUUGGGCUCUUGAAUUUCUUGGGUUUUGCUGCUAUUAUUCUUGUUUGUGAGCUCUUAACCAAAGGAUCGAACCGUGAGAAAGUCCUUGGAGGGAUUUGCGUCGGCUUUUCUGUUUGUGUUUUCGCAGCUCCUUUGAGCAUCAUGAGAGUGGUGAUACGAACAAAGAGUGUGGAGUUUAUGCCUUUCUCCCUAUCAUUGUUUCUUACA